Messenger RNA from Scomber japonicus (chub mackerel), 5052 nucleotides. RefSeq names its product leucine-rich repeats and IQ motif containing 1 (gene lrriq1). Lineage: Eukaryota; Metazoa; Chordata; Actinopteri; Scombriformes; Scombridae. The transcript has 32 exons. Gene Ontology annotation, molecular function: protein binding. The record is from RefSeq and is a predicted model, not a curated record. The coding region runs from base 13 to 5052 and encodes 1679 amino acids.
UGUGAAACAAUCAUGCAGGAGCUGAAUAACGUGGCCGUAUCUGAUACUGAAGAAGAGCAGGAUGGCUUUUCAUUUCACCAAGAGGAGGCCCCAGACGAAAUUCCACAGUCACUUCUCAGCUACUUUGAAACCUCAAAAAGUAGAGCAGCAGCUUGUGAGAAGCUCAUCCUGGAGGAACUUGAUGAUCUCACUGCAUCACAUCACGCUGAGGACAUGAGACGAGGAGACUUGCCUACUGAACUUAAUGAGGACACGAUGACACUGAAUAAGCUGGUUAUGUGUGGCGCAGAAAAUGAGGAGAACAACACUUUCACUGACACCCGCCUUCUUCCUGCACCCACAGAAACAGAGGCACUUUUCACUCACAAUGUGUCAGUGUGUAACAACAAAGAAGAUGAAACUGGAACAGAUGAAUAUACAGAGUGUGAGCAACAGUUGGCACUGGACAUGAGAGCCCUUGAGAUGUCACUGAAUGAAGAGGAGAGAAAGAAAAACAAUGAAUAUGAAGUGGAAAGAGAAAAGGAACGCUGUGAGGAAAUGAAGAAGGAGCAGCAGAGAAGACAAAGAGAGGAGGAAUUCCAGGAGGAGCUGAAGAAGAUAAUAGAGACAGAGAAGCUUCAUCAGAAGGAGCUUGAGUUGAUGGGGAAGAGGGCUGAGGAAAAGCUUGAACAGGAGUUGCUGCUUCGGCAGGAGCUGAUCAGCAACUUACAGAGACACGUGGCGGAAGAGAGGAGGAUAAAGGACGAGGAGCAGAAGAGAAUGAAGAAGGAGAGGGAGAAAAAAAAGAAGGAGGAAGAAGAAAGGAUCAAGAGAGAAGAGGAAAACAGGAGGAAAUUGGAAGAGGUCAAAAGUGAGGCAGAGGCAGAGAGGAAGAGGAUGGAGGAAGAGACGAGGAGGAUGAAAAAAGAAGCAGAAAAGAGAAAAAUAGAAGAAAUUAGACUUAAGGAAGAGGAAGAAAGAAGAAAAAGGCAAGAGGUGGAGAGGAAAAAGAGGGAAGAAGAGGAAAAGAGGAGGAUAGAGAAGGAAGAUAAUAAGAAAAAGGAAGAGGAAAGAUACAAGAUAGAGUUGGAAAAGAAGAAGAUGGAGGAUGAGAUGAGGAUGAUGAUGGAGAUAGAGGAGAGAAAUAAGAGGAUAAAGGAGGAGGAGGAGGAGAGAAAAAAGGUAGAAGUGGCAAGGAAGAAAUUUGAGGAAGAGAAAAAUAGAAAGAUGGAGGAAGAAAUGAGACUGAAAAUGGAGGAGUGGAGAAAGAGCGAAAGAGAAGAGAGCACAAGGAGAAAAGAGAAAAAUGUGAGAAAAGAUGAAGAGGUUAAGAUAAUAAAGGAGAUUGAAGAAAGGAAAAAGGAGGAUGACAGAAAAAAGAUAGAGGCAGAAAGAAAGAUGUAUGAAGAGAUAAUGAAGAAGAGUGAAAAAGAAUAUGGAGAUAGAGGUGAAGAAAUAAGACCUGAGGAAAGGACAAAAAAGGUAGAAAAUGAGAGGAAAACAAGGGAAGAGGAGGAGGAAAGAAAAAGCAAGACCUCCUCAUGCCCUGUCAGCGAAUCCACAGUCGGUCCCACCAUCACCGAAACUUUACAACAACACGACCUGAACCAGAACAUGAGUCAGAGCCCCAUAAAUAAAACUACGGGCCAAGAAGAUCCUUUCGUGAUAAGCUCUUCCACUUCUUCUUCUUCUUCUUCUUCUUCUGGCUCUCUGCUCCUGUGCCUCCCAGAGCACACGGAGCAGAAGAGGUUGUCGUGGAUGAAGGACUGCAUCCCCUGGUCCAAACUCUCCCUCCAAAACAGGAGGAAGCAGAGAGGAGCCGUCCGAAGUCGGAGAGGGCCGAGGAGGGACGCGGAGGCCAGCUGCCUGCCACCGCUUAGCCCAGAUACUCUGCUUCAGUCCACAGGCUGGAAAACACUACAAGAAGUGACCACAGUGACUCUGGAGGACUUGCCUGGCUGCAGCUUAUCCACGCUUGCCCAGUGUCGUCAACUUCGGUCCCUCACCCUCAGACGCUGCAGCCUCAAAGCCCUUGAAGGCAUCAAUCAGUUACCAGAGCUUUGCUAUGUUGAUGUACAGGAAAAUAACAUCUCUUUUGUGGACUGUGAAAAUAUGACCAGCUUACAAGUUCUUCGACUUGGCCAAAACAGGCUGACAUCCAUCCAUGGUUUGAGUGGUGCUGACAAUCUGGCCGUUUUAGACCUGUCACACAACUCCAUCACCCGGAUUGCUGGUCUGGAGUCUAUGAGGAGACUGCAGAGGUUGUCAGUGGAUCACAACCAGCUGAUCAGUACUAAAGGUUUGAGGGACAUAUACACACUCCUCCACCUGGACUGCUCACACAACCACUUGGUAAGCGUGGAGGGUCUGGAAAACAGCGCUCUGCUCAACACGCUGCACCUGACAGCCAACAGUCUCACUGAGGUCCCUAGUCUGAACAACCAAGUCCUCCUCAGAGAGCUGCAUCUGGAUGACAACAGCAUCGCCUCCCUGCAGGGCCUCACUGCCUGCUGGCUUCCCCUCAUGCAAAUCCUCUCUGUGGCCCAAAACAGAAUUACCCAGCUGCCCUCCAUGUCUGAUUUUGUGUCCCUUGCGAAUCUGGAUCUUCGAUUAAACUGCCUAUCAGAGCUGAAGAAUGUGUGUGAGAGCCUGGAGGGAUGUCAAUUCCUGCAAGAGGUCCACCUUGUGGGGAAUCCUCUUGAGCAGGAGAGUGGCUGGAGAUCUGCUAUGCAAAAAGCAGUGCCUGCUCUAAGGGCCAUUGAUGGCCAGGAGACAGACCCUGUUCUAUCCCCCCCUGCUGUUCAACAGGUCAGCCCGGCCUCAGGCAGCUUCCUAGCGCUGUGUCAGGCUCAGCUUCAGCAGGCUUGUGAUUUACAGCAGCAGCACAAUGAGGAGCUCAGCAAUGCCUCGUUACCCCUGGAUUCUGUAGAGACCCUCUACCGACACUUCACAGAGGCUUUGCAGCUGGCUGAGGACCAGAGAUUUGCCCACGAGUAUGGUGACACUACUGCUGCUGACAAACAAAGAGGUGCAGCAGACCAAACAACUGCAAAGGAAACACUCAACGAGGACAGUAGCAGCGCUGGAAAGUUUAAUGAGCGCCCCGAUAUGGAAUUCACUGGAAAAAUUUCACCACUAAUUCCAAGGGAGGACAAUAUCAGCAGCAGCUAUUGGACCUUGGAGAACUUAGCCACAGAGAGUUGGCAUGACACUGUAGACACUGUUACAGUAGGGCCAAAGAUGAAGUCAGCCGAUAGCAAAGUUAACUGUGGCAGCUUUCAUUCCUUUGCAACAAAGGGAAAAAUGACGUCCGCCAAUCUCAAAAAGGCAGCUGUGUCCAACCAUCGAGACCCAGACCUCAAAAACACAGCAGCAGUUGUGAUUCAGCAGCAGUGGAGGAAAUACAGACAGAAAUGUGGGAACAUCAUCAGCCCCCCCACAGCUGAAAAAAAGGGAGGAGGAAAAGGAGGAGGUGGUGGAAAGCCAAAGUCAGGACCUUCCUGUAAUGAGUGGAACGUUGUUGGCCGCGAUCAUGCAGCAACUGUCAUCCAGGCAUUCUGGAGGGGCUUCACUUUGAGGAGGAGGCUCACAUCUGCUCUUGCUGCUGUCACAUGCCCCAGCACCAGAGAGGAUGACACCUUUGAGGAGGUAGACAUAGAUGAAUUUGUCUAUGAUGAGGGAGCGCUGGACAAAGACUGGACAUUACCGAUCUCUGAGGACUCACCUCCCAGAUGUUACUCUGUGUCAGAGCAGCCUCCUGGGCCCCUUCCUGAAGCCUCCCAGUACAUACUUCCACCACCACCUGUAUGGAGACCCAAACAGGCCUGGUUGGCCGGGGAACAGGGGGACUCCGCUGGGCAGAGAGUUUCCCCAGAGAGCUCUGAUAGAAGCAAAUCCCCUGCUUCAACCUCUAUGCUCAGCGGCCUCUCCAAAAGAUCAGAAAAGAUACUUGAAGAAUGGGGCUUCACUGAUAGCCACACAGCUCUUCAGAUGCUUAAGAGAGCUCAGAAGAUGAAGUCGAAGAAGCAGCAGCAGAGGAAACAUGUGGAUCCCGCCGUCCAGCUAGCCUUGUUUAGAAAAUGCACUUACCAGCUGGAUCCAGUGGAGGCACGACACAGACCUGCACCCCGCAACAGGAACUAUAUAAAAGAUAUCUUGAAGGUCAAGGCCUCACAUCUAGAGACCACGAUGCUCACAGUCAUCCAGCAGUCAGAGAGACGCUGCAACAACUGUGUUUGCCAACAUCGGUUUUCUGAUCCGACUGAGAAGAAUCCUGUAAAAUGCGUAACCCUAACCAGUUCGGUGCUUGAGGAGACGACUCCCGCUGCCUUUUUACAGGGUGACUAUGAGGCAGUGGCGAUGGCGGCAACAGCGAUGAUGUGUCGAGAACUGGCGCUCGGUGCUGUGAUUUUGGGCCUUCGCACCCCCUCCUCCGGAUCCAUCCCCAGUGCCCGGGGCGUAGCCAGCCCAGCCCGGCCCAGCCAGCGCUCCCCGGCAGGGGCUAACGUUUCAGGCUUUGAGUCAAGCCCCUUCUGGAGAAACAUCCCACCUUCUCCCCAACAUUUAGGCAGCUCACUAAUUUCUCUUUUCUUUGCCGCCAUUGUCAUCAAGAAUGUUAUUCAAUCGACAAGAGGAGCUGGAGUUCGUGAAGCUGAGCUGGGCCUUCCGCAAGAAGAGAGGAAUGAGCAAGUGAGGCAGGAACGAGCUCAGGAGUGGCUGCACACCCAAGCUGCUCAGUCUGACAGGGACUCAGAGAGCGAGCAUUUCUUACCGGAGAUCAGCUCAGAUAUUCUGAAUGGAGGCAGAGUGCAGCUUGUGGCUGAACCAGGAUACACAGAACCUCUACAUCACGCCAGUGGAUUGUGGGCCAACAACAGUUUAGCUGCCCAGCCUUGCAAAGAGAACAAUUAUCCUCGCAGAAACUCUUUGGGUCAUGCAAAAAAAGAGAUCCUAUCGCCUAAACGAGUCACGUCUGCUCCAUCAAAAAAGGAUCGCAUCUCUUUUCGAGACCACCCUGUCCAGCUGAGUGGCGGCUGGGGAGGGGGAAAGAAGAGGGACAAAGUGUGCAAGUAA